This is a messenger RNA of Prunus armeniaca (apricot), 1482 nucleotides long. Lineage: Eukaryota; Viridiplantae; Streptophyta; Magnoliopsida; Rosales; Rosaceae. The record is from the annotation of a GenBank genome assembly.
AUGGCUUCUCUGGCCAGGCAGAACCAGCCUCACUUUGUCUUAAUCCCACUCAUGGCACAAGGCCACAUGAUCCCCAUGGUAGACAUGGCUAGGCUUAUUGCAGAGCGUGGGGUGAUGGUCAGCUUGGUCACUACCCCAUACAAUGCCUCAAGGUUUGAGGCAACAAUUUCCAGAGCAAUAAAAUCUGGCCUUCAAAUAGCUCUUGUGGAAAUCCCAUUUCCAUGCCAGGAAGUGGGGCUUCCAAUUGAGUGUGAGAAUCUUGACAUGUUGCCAUCAAGAGACCUGCUCAGAAAAUUCUAUAAGGCUCUAAAUCUGCUACAAGAACCGCUCGAACGCUACCUUAACGAGCACAAUCUGCCUCCGAGCUGCAUAAUAUCCGACAAGGCCCUAUCAUGGACGUUGAAAACAGCUCAGAAAUUCAAUAUUCCGAGGAUUGUUUUCCAUGGGAUGUGCUGCUUCUCACUGCUGAGCUCUCAUAAUGUCAAGUCCUCUGAUGUUCUCCGCUCUGUCACCUCUGACUAUGAACCUUUUGUAGUGCCAGGGUUGCCCCAGAGGAUUGAGAUCACGAAGGCCCAGCUGCCCGGAUCAUUUGUUACCCUACCCGAUUUGGAAGAUUUUCGGGAGAAGAUACAAGAGGCAGAAUCAAAGUCUUAUGGGGUUGUGGUGAAUAGCUUUAAUGAAUUGGAACAUGGGUGUGCUGAGGAGUUGGAGAAGGUGCUUGGUAAAAAGGUUUGGUGCAUUGGGCCUGUUUCUUUGUGCAACAGAAACAAUUUGGACAGGUUUUCGAGAGGCAACAAAGCUUCCAUUGAUGAGAUGCAAUGCUUGGAGUGGCUUCACUCUAUGAAACCAAGGUCUGUCAUUUAUGCUUGUCUUGGAAGCCUUUGCAGACUAGUUCCAUCACAAUUGAUACAACUUGGGCUUGGUUUAGAGGCAUCAGGGCAACCAUUUAUCUGGGUGAUAAAAACAAGUGAGAAAUAUUCACAAUUGGAGAAGUGGUUAGUGGAGGAAAGAUUUGAGGAAAGGAUCAAGGGGAGGGGUCUUUUGAUCAAAGGUUGGGCUCCACAAGUUCUUAUUCUCUCAAGUCCUGCAAUUGCAGGGUUCUUAACUCACUGUGGUUGGAACUCAACAAUAGAAGGGGCAUGUUCUGGUGUGCCAAUGAUAACAUGGCCUCUAUUCGCAGAGCAGUUCUUCAACGAAAAGCUGAUCAUAGAGGUGCUAAGGAUCGGUGUUCGGGUAGGUGUAGAAGUCCCGGUUAGGUGGGGGGAUGAAGAGAAAGUUGGAGUGUCGGUCAAGAAAGAUGGAGUGAAGAAGUCAAUAGAAGCACUGAUGGAUGAGGGUGAAGAAGGCGAAAGGCGAAGAAAGAGAGCAAGAGAAGUUGGAGAGAAGGGUAGAAGGGCAAUGGAAGGAGGGUCAUCUCACUCAAAAAUGUCAUCUUUAAUUCAAGAUGUUAUGGAACAACCUAGUACUCAAGACAAAUGUUAA